AUGUCUCUUGCUAUGGCUCUCUCUGAAGAGGCCUUCAAGGGUUGUCGAGUAUUUAUAAUUGCUGAAUGUGUUGAAGAUGAUGCCUUGAAAGAAAAAAGGGAAAUUAAUGUGAUGAGUGAUCAGAGGACAAAUAAAUCAAGAAAAAUAAUGGAUGUGAACGAGAUGGUUAUGUCCACUUGUAGCAAAAAUAUAAUGAAAAAUGGUGCAAAUAUUCUCUGGGACAAAAAGGCUGCAAGUGACACCCCCACUUCGUAA
Molecule: messenger RNA, 255 nt
Organism: Sphenostylis stenocarpa
Lineage: Eukaryota; Viridiplantae; Streptophyta; Magnoliopsida; Fabales; Fabaceae
Source: the annotation of a GenBank genome assembly